Momordica charantia (bitter melon) is the source of this 1905-nucleotide messenger RNA. The record is from RefSeq and is a predicted model, not a curated record. NCBI's taxonomy places the organism in Eukaryota, Viridiplantae, Streptophyta, Magnoliopsida, Cucurbitales, Cucurbitaceae.
AUGUUGGUAAAAAGUAAGCAGACGAGCUCCAACUUAGGCGACCUGACAGAGGCCUUCAACGUGCUUCGAAAGUAUCAGAUGAAGCUCAACCCGAGCAAGUGCGCCUUUAAGGUCUCGUCAAGAAAGUUCCUCGGGUUCAUGGUCCACGAGCGCGGAAUCGAAGUAAAUCCAGACAAAAUAAAAGCAGUCCUCGAGAUGGAGGCACCGAAGAAUAUUAAGCAGCUACAGAGGUUGAAUGGUCGAUUGGCAGCCUUGAAUCGCUUUGUAUCUCGCUCCACUAACAAGUGCCACCCUUUCUUCCAAGUUCUAAGGAAAAAGGGUCGGUUCGAGUGGACCGACGAUUGCGAAGCUGCACUUCGGCAGUUGAAGCAGUACCUCAGCUCAGCUCCCUUGUUGUCAAAGCCACUGCCUGGUGAUGUACUCUACUUGUACCUAGCAGUGUCAGAAAAUGCAGUGAGCUCAGUACUAGUCAGGGAGGCAGAAGGGCGGCAGAGCCCAGUCUACUACACAAGCAAAUCGUUGACCGAGGCCGAGGCUCGAUACCCCUAUGUCGAAAAGCUGGCCCUGGCCUUGGUGACCUCGGCACGACGUCUACGACCGUACUUCCAGGCGCACAAAAUAAUCGUUCCGACAAACUUCCCCUUGAGGCAGAUUUUCUACAAGCCCGAAACGUCGGGUCGCCUGAUGAAGUGGGCACUAGAGCUCAGUGAGCACGACAUCGCCUUUGAGCCGAGAACAGCGUUGAAAGGUCAGGCAGCCGCAGAAUUUGUUGCCGAGCUGACCCCACCUAGGCCAGGGGGCGAUGUCCAUGACCAGUGGACACUCUAUGUGGAUGGUUCGUCCAAUGAGAAAGGUUGUGGGGCAGACAUGCUACUCCUCGGCCCCGGCAGUCUUCGGUUUGAGUACGCGCUCCGGUUUAGCUUCCGAGCUUCCAACAACGAAGCCGAGUACGAGGCAUUGAUAAAUGGACUGAAGGUCGCCAGAGGGAUGGGCGUGAGGCGACUUUUGAUUCUCAGCGACUCCCAGCUUUGUCAAUCAGGUUACCGAGGACUACCAAGUAAAGGAAGCUCGUAUGGAGAGGUGCCGAGGUCCGAAAAUUCCAACGCCGACGCACUGGCUCUCCUGGCUUCGGCAUACGAGACCGAUCUACCAAGAACGGUUCCAGUUGAAAUACUUGUUGAGUCGUCCAUCGACCAGCCUGAGAUAAUGGAUAUCACGUCAGCUCGGCCUACAUGGAUGGACCCAAUUAAGGACUUCCUGGUCAAUGGCUCAAUCCCCGCCGAUCCGAGCCAAGCCAGAAAGCUCCGACGCCAAGCUGCUCACUACUUGAUGCAAGAAGGCAAGCUCUUCAAAAGGGGAUAUUCCCUACCAUUACUGCGGUGCCUCGACCCAGAAGAGGCGAGAUAUGUCAUGCGCGAGAUUCAUGAAGGGGUUUGCGGAAACCAUGGAGGAGCUCGGUCCAUGGCCGCGAAGGUCGUCCGCCAGGGCUACUACUGGCCGACGAUUGAGCGCGACACCAAGGAGUUCGCCAAAACAUGCGACAAAUGUCAACGCUUCGCGAGCAUUUUGAGGCAACCCCCGGAAAUGCUGACGCCGAUCUCAAGCCCUUGGCCUUUCGCUCAGUGGGGGAUAGAUCUGAUCGACCCACUACCGAUGGGGAAAGGGCAGUUGAAGUUCGCCAUAGUAGCUGUGGAUUACUUCACCAAAUGGGUGGAAGCGGAACCUUUGGCGUCUAUUACCGAGGUGAAGGUCGUCAGCUUUGUAUGGAAGAGCAUAAUAUGUCGGUUCGGUAUACCGAACGCCAUCAUUACUGACAAUGGAAAGCAGUUUGACGGUGCCCGGUUUAAUCAAUUCUGUCAACAGCUCGGCAUACGUCACCUCAGCUUGUCGCCUUCCCAUCCGUAG